AAAUGCUUCUCUUCAAAUUCAUUUUCAUUCUCCUUCUCCCUUUGGUCUUAUGCAGCAGAAACACCUAACAGUUUAGCCAUUCUUUCUCUCAUUUUAUUUAGUAACAACAAUUUCAUUCACAGGACAAGCUAGAACAAAGUUCAACCACACUAAACCAAAUUAGCUACCCUUUUGGGUAAAGAGAGUCAUGGCUGGAGCAUUAAAAAAGUGCAUGAUGCUGUGUUGCACGAGCAAGAUUGUCUCGAAGGAAGAGAUGGCAGGAGAAUCAUACGAGGAAGCCAUCACGAGUCUGACCAAGCUUCUCAGUGAGAAAGCUGAGCUCGGUGGCGUUGCCGCCGCAAAGAUAAAGGAGCUGACGGCGGAGCUUGAUGCCGCCGGUUCGAAGCCGUUUAACCCGGAGGAGAGGAUCAGAACCGGGUUUAUUCACUUUAAGAAUGAGAAAUUUGAGAAAAAUCCUUAUCUAUAUGGUGAGCUUGCCAAAGGCCAGAGCCCAAAGUUUAUGGUAUUUGCAUGCUCAGACUCGAGAGUUUGUCCAUCUCAUAUUCUGGAUUUCCAACCGGGUGAAGCCUUUAUGGUCCGAAACAUUGCUAACAUGGUUCCACCAUAUGACAAGACGAAGUAUUCAGGAGCUGGGGCUGCCAUUGAAUAUGCAGUAUUGCAUUUAAAGGUGGAGAAUAUUGUAGUUAUUGGACACAGUUGCUGUGGAGGUAUAAAGGGGCUCAUGUCUAUCCCAGAUGACGGGACCACUGCAAGUGAAUUCAUAGAGCAAUGGGUCCAAAUUUGUACUCCAGCAAAGUCCAAGGUUAAAGCAGGACCAAGUGACUUAAGUUUCUCAGAGCAAUGUACUAACUGUGAGAAGGAAGCUGUGAACGUAUCACUUGGUAACCUAUUAACAUAUCCAUUUGUUAGAGAUGGAGUUGUUAACAAAACUCUGGCUUUGAAAGGAGCACAUUAUGAUUUCGUUAAUGGUACUUUUGAGCUAUGGGAUUUGAACUUCAAACUUUUUCCCACUGUAUCCGUUUAAGAUUCUCUCCAGCAACAUAGUAAACCUGAAGUAAAUCAUGUACACUUUGGAAAAGUCAAAAGGGUUUCCAUAGAAAAGAAGCAGACAUAUUCAGAAAAUAAAUAAAUAAAUAAAUAAUGGUCUGUGAGCUAUAUUAUUUUAAACUAGUUUUGUUUUCUACCAAAGUACCAUUCUCAUUUCUUUGUUAUGUAUACAGUGUUUUUAUUUUAUUUUCAUUUUGCUGAUAUACCAAUGAUUUGAUGCUCCCAAA
Molecule: messenger RNA, 1274 nt
Organism: Glycine soja
Lineage: Eukaryota; Viridiplantae; Streptophyta; Magnoliopsida; Fabales; Fabaceae
Product: carbonic anhydrase 2-like
Exons: 10
Coding region: 188-1024 (278 amino acids)
Biological process (GO): carbon utilization
Molecular function (GO): carbonate dehydratase activity; zinc ion binding
Source: RefSeq, a predicted model, not a curated record